UUUAAUAUAAAUACAUUUUAGGUUAACUUUAAAAUUAUUUAGAACUUAUUUGAAAAUAAAUAAUAAAAUAUAACUACAUUCUGUCUUUAGAUUAUAAUACACUCACUAUUUAGAUAAAAAUAUUAUACUCACAUAGUAGUUAAUAAAAGGCAAAAUGGAAAGAUCUUCAUUGACUCCAGCAAGAUUAGAAGAAUUCAUUAACAAUUAUUUAAAAGAGGAUUUAAAGGAGCUAGAAUACCAUUUAAACCUACGAAAUAAUGAAAUAAUGGAAUUUCUUCAGCUUAAAAAUACUAUUGAAACGAUAAAAGAACAUUUGAGAUAUGGUUUCAAAACACAAAUGGACAUUGGAGGAAAUAUUUUUAUGGAAGCAAAAAUUGAUGAUCCACAAAGAAUAUUAGUAAAUAUUGGAAAAGAUAUAUUUAUGGAUUUUAGUUUAGAUGAAGCUAUUAAAUAUGUUGAAUUUAGAAUAAGAAUUUUAAAUAAAGAAGUUGAUGUGAUUAGAGAAGAGAGUAUAAAGAAAAGAGCCGAUAUAAAAUUGGCAGUUAUUUGUUUAGGAGAGAAACAAAAUUUGAUCAAAUAAAGGACGUUGCUUUUAUGUACUUUUAUAGAAAAAAAUGAGAUAUGAAUUUAUUUUUUAAUAUCGUGUUUAUAAUGUAUUUUUAAUCCAUUUCAUAAAAUAAAAAUUUUAUUGCUAGUAAGUUUUUUGUUAGGGAUUUAUAAUGUUAUAUAGGUACGUAUCAGUCCAGUUGUGAGAGGUUAUCUAACUUAAAAUUGCAAUUUUACAUUUUCAUUAUUAUUUAAUUGUGUUGAAGCUCCGUUUAACUUGAAAUUAUAUGACUACUGAAUUAUUUUGUAAUAUAACAUACAAUGCCAAUAAUUUUAAACAUUGCAUGUGCAAGUAAGUGUUUACUACAUUUUGAUGUAAGAAAAUAAAUUGGAUUACUUGAUUGGAUACACAGUUACUCUGAAUGAAUAAUAAAUUCAUAUUGUUUACAACUUUACAACAAUUUUCGUACUAAAGCGAAUAGUAAGUUUCGAAAUGUGAAAUUUGAAUUAGAUGAAAAUUAUCGAUUAAGUAUCAAGAACAGUAUUGGUAUCAAGAUUUGUAAAUUUCGGAUAUAAAAAUGGUUCGAAUGUUAUUCUCACAUAAUUCACAUUUAGUUCAUCGAAAUGAAGAUAAUUAAAGUACAUGAUAAAGUAUAUUUUGUUAUAAAUACUUUGAAGAAGCUCUUAAAUAAGGAGCUGGUCAAUCUUUAACAUAACACGUUUAAGGUUAAAUUCAUGGUUGUAGUACUCCUUCUAAUAAGCAAACCCAAAAAUCUCAUUUAAAAAUUUUUAAAAAAUUAUAAAAAUCAAAUUUCAUAAUUAUAUAAGAAGAAAAGUUAAAUAUGUUUUUAUUAAUUUCAUAUUGUUUUUGUUUUUUAAUUUUAACAUUCUUACACAUAAAA
Condylostylus longicornis is the source of this 1448-nucleotide messenger RNA. RefSeq names its product protein UXT homolog (gene Uxt). Lineage: Eukaryota; Metazoa; Arthropoda; Insecta; Diptera; Dolichopodidae. The record is from RefSeq and is a predicted model, not a curated record. The transcript is spliced from 2 exons. Bases 155 to 580 code for a protein of 141 amino acids. Gene Ontology annotation, biological process: negative regulation of transcription by RNA polymerase II. Gene Ontology annotation, molecular function: transcription corepressor activity.